Molecule: messenger RNA, 1470 nt
Organism: Penicillium soppii
Lineage: Eukaryota; Fungi; Ascomycota; Eurotiomycetes; Eurotiales; Aspergillaceae
Product: bromodomain-containing protein
Exons: 6
Coding region: 1-1470 (489 amino acids)
Biological process (GO): chromatin remodeling
Cellular component (GO): RSC-type complex
Molecular function (GO): protein binding
Source: RefSeq, a predicted model, not a curated record
AUGAGCUCUAAAAGACGAUCCGCUGUUGCAGCUUCCCCAGAUGUCAGGUCCCGAGCGAAGCGUCAAAAGGUCUCCGAAGAUAAUCUUUUGGAUGCCGAGAUACCCAGUCAUGUAUCGUCACAUGUGGAUUCGGAGGCAGAGGUAGAUGAAACCUCAGGGUCGCAAGUCGAGUCCGAGGUAGACUUUGAUGGCGAUAGUCUACAAACCGCCCAGGACAAGAUCAUGUCGGAGCUGACCAAGCUUCAAGACGAUGAUGGUCAAGAUGUUGCUUAUCCUUUCAUUGGGAAACCAGAUCGGAACUUGUACCGGGAUUAUUAUGAGCUUAUUCAACAUCCCGUCUCUUUGAGAAGUAUACAAAAAAAGGUCCGCGGCACGGACAGCAGAAAGAAUUCAUCCAAGACGACCGCCUAUCCCACUUGGCAGUCAUUUGAAGAAGAAGUCAGCUAUAUUUGGAGAAACGCCAGGGAGUACAACGAAGAUGACAGCGAGAUUUCAGCUCUCGCGGGAGUUUUAGAGGAUUAUUUUUUGCGACGAGUUGCCGAAGCCAGGAAGCUUGUUCCAGAUCCCCUGCAGGUAGAUGGAACCCCUGAGAUGCCUCGCAUCAAAUUGAAGAUGGGCACAGUUGUGCCACCAAUAAGUGGAAAAUUAACCUUGAAAAUGCCUGGGCAGAGCUCUGAUACCCUGUCCAACAACGAUGGGCAGUCAUCAAAUAUCACGAUCAACCAUGAACCAUCGGGUCCACGACGGGAAAUUGUCAGUGCUGAACCAGCUGUUCAAGGUGUCAGUACACCCCCACGAGCGCGGUCGCUCAGAAGGCAUGUCGACAGCCCUAGGUCAAGUGUUGCCACCACCACCUCGGAACAACCAACCACUUCCCUAGGUUCACGAGGGCUAUCCAGUUCAAUAAAGAACGAAGCACCUAUGUCAACCUCCUCUUCGCAAGCUCUUCCAAAUCUGCCUUUUGAGACACCUGCAGAUAUAAAUCAGCAUUAUGAUUUGCCUCACGCGUCUUUGCAGCAAAAUUCAAGCUUGUCGCCUAUAGAUUCGCUUCUAAGGCGGCCAGGUCAAGGCACGAGCACGGCUUUGAUUCGCAAUCUUCGGGUUGUUGCGCAUGCCUCCCUCUCGUUGCAACCAGACUUCUGCUUAGACAUCCCGCCAUCAUCACUUUUCUCACAACAGAAUAUCACCAUUCAUCUUCCUCCGUCACUUAACCUCCUGACGCUUAGGCCUCGCUUGGCUGCCAGUACUGCCCAGAGACAAGUAAAGGUAAUUGCGUUGACUGGUAUGCAACGUCUCAGUUCAUCUGGCGAUGUGAAUACCCCUGCUUAUGAUAUACGGCUGUACCCUGGUAUGACUAAGGUUGACUUGGAAGCUAUUGCUGGUCCGGCUAAAGGUGUUCCUAAAUCAGGUCCCCCGGGAGCUGAUGUAGACUAUGAAAGAAUCACAAUCUUUCUCAACCUGUUACAGUGA